Melampsora larici-populina 98AG31 is the source of this 1011-nucleotide messenger RNA. RefSeq lists its product as uncharacterized. The record is from RefSeq and is a predicted model, not a curated record. The transcript is spliced from 3 exons. Gene Ontology annotation, cellular component: ribosome. NCBI's taxonomy places the organism in Eukaryota, Fungi, Basidiomycota, Pucciniomycetes, Pucciniales, Melampsoraceae. Gene Ontology annotation, molecular function: structural constituent of ribosome. Gene Ontology annotation, biological process: translation. Bases 1 to 1011 code for a protein of 336 amino acids.
AUGUCAAGUUCAAUUGUUCUGCAUGUCACAAAUCUUCCAAAUGUGUCAAGUAAAGAAGCUUAUGGGCCUUAUGUAGCUAGGCUUACCAUCAACUUGACCCUUUUUGAAGCCCCCAUUCAAGCAAUCUCAAAUCAAAGGACAACUCCUAUCAUCAUCAAUAAUCCUAUUCAAAUCCAAUCAUCAUACUUUUCUACAUCAAUCAUCAAUCUAGUUAAAACUAAAUCACAAAAAAAAGAAAUCAAACGACAAAAAACUAAAGCAUAUGAAUCUUUAAAAGAACAAAAACAAAUCAAUUUGCAAAAAGAAAAACCUGAUCCGAUCUUAGGUUAUUCAACUUCCAAACCAAAAGAUUAUCUUACAUGGGAAAAUUGUGAAUUAAAUCAAUUAAUUUUAAAAAAUGAAGAUGUUUGGUCAGGUAAAUUAGGUGAAGGUGAACAAGUCGAUCAAAUCCCAAAUCUAUUAAACUUUGGUUUAACAGAUGAUCAUAAAGAACUUUUAUUCAAAGCUUUACCUUUAGUUAGUAGUCAAAAAUCAAUCUUAGAUGUUACUAAUUUCGAAUCUGUUCAACAACAACGUCAAGACAAAAGUAUUUCAGAAGAAUCUUUGAAACAGAAAGCUUUGACUAGGAUCCUAGAUUUAAGGAAUGCUGAUUCUAAAGCGAUUGAUAAAGUUAACAAAUCACGUAUCAUUAAAGCUUUCUCUCCAAAACCAACUCUUGAUGAAGAACAGAAGCUAGACCCAGGUUGUGCAGAAGUUCAAGCUGCUAUCGCCACUUAUCGGAUCCAUGCUGUACUAAAGCACGCCUGGUCCAAUACUCGUGACGUUCAUUCUCGCCGCCAUUUAACUCAACUUGUUAUGCAUCGAAUGAAAACACUCAAGAAUUUAAGAAACAAUGCACCAAAUCGAUAUCGUGAACUUUUACCUAGGAUCGGACUGCAACCUCGUUAUUUAACUGAAGAACUGAUCAUUCGAUCAAAGUUACCACUCAAACCAGGUGAACUAGCUCACUAA